AUGGCUGACCAUCUGGAGCUGUUUCUUUUCGGAGACCAGACAUACAAUCCACAGCCCUGUCUGAGGGAGAUGAUGCGCAACCGGCACAAUCCAGCCCUGGAAAGCUUCCUCAGCAAAUCAUAUGAUGCAAUUCGCGCAGAGAUAUACAGCUUGCCGCAUGAGGUCAGGACUGAUAUGCCUCGACUCACCUGUCUUGAUGACCUGAUCUUAUGGAAGCAAGAUGGCCAACAAUGCAUACCCCUAGAUAUGGCUCUGACCUGCAUGUAUCAGCUUGGGGCGUUUAUUAGUAAAACCGAGGCUGGGUGCUAUCCCACACAGGAUUCUGCUGUCCUUGGCAUCUGUAUUGGAGCUUUGGCUGCGGCGGCAGUUAGCUGCAGCCGUAGCACACUUGAGCUUAUCCCAACAGCCGUGGAUGCAGUCGUUAUAGCUUUUAGGAUUGGCAAGCUCGUGGCUGACAUUACGCGGACACUUGAGCCUCUGCAUGCCCCGGUUCAGAGCUGGUCAACAUUUAUUCGCGGCCUGACAUCUGCGGAAGCCGUGCGCAAAUUUCGUGAACAGACUGUCCUUCCCCUAACCAGACAGCCCUAUAUCAGCGCCUUUACACCCAGCGGGAUAACGGUCAGCGGCCCGCCUUCAUCGCUUUCUCAGAUGACUAGCUCCAGCACCUUCAAGGAUUUCAGGCUUGAAAGUAUUAAUAUAUACGGACCCUAUCAUGCCACGCACCUUUACUCCCAAAAUGAUGUCGAGGCAAUCGUUGGAAGCCUGGCGCCACGCGGCAGCGAUGCACGUAGGCAAAUGCUCCUACUUUCAAGUACUGAAACUCCGGUGAGAGCUGGAGGGCUUGACGCAGUUUGGAGGGCUGCGAUCGAGCAGAUACUGCUACAGCCCAUUUGCUGGAGUAGUAUCUUUGACCAGCUGCAGGCGACCCACCAGAAAGUAUCCCCAAAGACAAUUAGGAUAACCCCUAUCGGGACAAAGGCCGAUCAACUGAUCUACACGGCGCUCAGACAGACGCCGCUCUGCAAGGCGUUGAGCAUGCCAGAAAGGAGUCCGAAAGCUGAACCACAAACUCCGUACUCAAACCCUGGUAAAUCGAAGCUGGCAAUUGUGGGAAUGUCGGGGAGGUUCCCUGGUGCCAACGACAUCGAGGCGUUUUGGGAUCUUCUGUAUCAAGGACUCGAUGUCCACAAACCAGUCCCAGCGCUUCAUUGGGACGUCAAAACUCAUGUCGACCCCACUGGAGCGCAGAAAAACACCAGCUCGACCCCCUUUGGUUGCUGGCUCGAUGACCCAGCUUCUUUUGACUCUCGCUUCUUCAACAUCUCACCCCGAGAGGCACCGCAAAUCGACCCGGCGCAGCGACUGGCGCUCAUGACAGCAUAUGAAGCAAUUGAGCAGGCUGGCAUUGUACCGGACGCCACUCCGUCCACUAGACGGGACCGGGUUGGCGUCUUCUACGGGGUGACUAGCAACGACUGGAUGGAGACCAAUAGCGCCCAGGAUAUCGACACGUAUUUCAUCCCGGGUGGAAAUCGGGCGUUCAUCCCGGGACGUAUUAAUUACUAUUUCAAGUUCAGUGGUCCCAGUUUCGCAGUUGAUACAGCAUGUUCCUCUAGCCUGGCAGGCAUUCAUCUGGCCUGCAAUGCACUGUGGCAAGGAGACAUCGAUACCGCGAUCGCCGGUGGGACCAACAUCUUGACCAACCCGGAUUUCACGGCAGGGCUUGACCGGGGACAUUUCCUCUCCAGAACAGGGAACUGUAAAACCUUUGAUGACUCGGCAGAUGGGUACUGUCGGGGAGAAGGCGUCGGAACGGUGAUCCUUAAGCGUCUCGAUGACGCCGUUGCGGACCACGACCCCAUUCUGGGGGUCAUCCUGGGUGCGUACACGAACCACUCGGCAGAGUCAGAGUCAAUUACCCGGCCGCAUGCUGGGGCGCAAUGUGCGGUUUUCAGGAGGAUUCUCAAUCAAAGCAUGGUUGAUCCUUACGCCGUGAGUUACGUGGAAAUGCAUGGAACAGGGACCCAAACCGGCGACGCUGGAGAAAUGUCGAGCGUGCUGGACACGUUUGCCCCCCCCGUCGAUCAGCUCAAGAAGUGCCGUAGCAAAGAUGAGGCACUCUUUCUUGGGUCGGCCAAGGCAAACAUUGGACAUGGCGAGGCUGUAUCUGGUGUUUCGAGCCUGAUCAAGGUUCUGUUAAUGAUGCAGAAGAAUACGAUCGUCCCGCACUGUGGGAUCAAGACCAGAAUCAACCACAAGUUUCCGACCGAUCUGCAGCAACGCAAUGUCCAUAUCGCCUUGGAACCAACACCGUGGAUGAGGAACAAGCCUCGGCUGGCUUUCGUCAACAACUUUAGCGCCGCGGGUGGAAAUACGGCCCUCCUGUUGGAAGAGGCGCCGAACAAGCAGGAAUCUUGCAGUCAAACUGCAGACUCACGGAGCCAUUACUUGAUUGCCAUGUCGGCCAAGAAUAGUGUCUCGCUGCAGGGGAACCUCCGUUCCAUCCACAGGUUCUUGCAGGAGAAUCCCGGCGUCUCUCUCAGCAAGCUCUCGUACACCACGACGGCACGGCGUAUCCAUCAUCAGCACCGCGUCAUGUUGAUUGGGUCCCAUGUCGACGAGUUAGGUGCACAGAUCGAGGCGGCGCUUCGCGAUCAGACAGGGACGACGAGACCAAAGAGCGGACCGAAAAUUAUCUUCGCCUUUACCGGGCAGGGAGCACAGUACCCUGGCAUGGGGAAAGAGCUGUUUCAAAAUUUUUCUCGGUUCCGGAACCGGAUUCGUCGCCUGGACCAGAUUGGACAGUCUCUGGGCUUUCCGUCCAUGUUGCAGGUGAUCCUCUCGGAUGCGGACGACAUUGGUAGAUUUGCGCCGACUGCUGUCCAACUGGCGAGCGUCUGCUUGCAGAUUGCGCUGAGCGAAUUAUGGGCCUCCUGGAAUAUUACGCCCGUUGCCGUCGUGGGACACAGCCUGGGCGAAUAUGCGGCUCUCAACGUUGCCGGUGUCUUGUCGGAUGCGGACACGGUUUAUCUGGUGGGGAAGCGGGCAGAGCUACUCCAGUCGGAGUGCACUCGAGACACGCAUGCCAUGCUGGUGGUCAAGGGCUCGAAGGACGAGGUCACCGCUGUUUUGAAGAAUCUAACAUACGAAAUAGCUUGCAUGAAUUCCCCCGUUGAAACCGUCCUGGCUGGACGAAAAGAGGACAUCUCCCAGGUCAGAACCUUGUUCGCAAAUGCAGGUCUCAAAUCGACUCUGUUAAGCGUGCCAUACGCCUUCCAUUCGUCCCAGAUCGAACCCGUGUUGGCGGAUUUCCAAAGACUGGCCAGCGGUGUGACAUACUCCACACCCAAGCUUCCCGUCCUCUGCCCUCUGGAUGGCAGUGUCGUUCAUGGUCAAGGCCGCUUUGGCCCCGAUUACCUCGCCCGCCAUACUCGCGAACCAGUCAAUAUGCAUCAGGCGCUUCUGGCCGCACAAAGUCAACGUAUCAUCACGGACCAGACCGCGACGCUGGAAAUCGGCCCACACCCGGCUGUCUCAGGGAUGGUGAAAGCGGUCCUCGGGCCGCAGGUGCCAUGUCUCGCCUCAUUACAGCGGGCUAGGCCAGUUUGGCAAGUUCUGGGGGCCACCCUGAAAACUCUCUAUACUGCCGGCGCCGAUAUCCACUGGGCACAAUAUCAUGAAGACUUUCAUGCUGCUCACGAAGUGAUCCCACUGCCGGCAUAUUGCUGGGAUUUGAAGCCAUACUGGAUACAGUACACCAAUGACUGGUCAUUGCGGAAGGGAGAUCCUCCCUUGACACGGACUAGUUCCGCGCCGAGACUGGAGAGCACCACGAUCCACAAGGUUCUGGAAGAGACUAGUGAUGCUCAAAAAGGUCGUAUUGUCGUCGAGGCCAAUAUCGCCCGGCUAGAUCUGAGCCCGCUGGUGCAAGGCCAUGAGGUAGAUGGGGUUCCGCUCUGCACUCCGUCCGUCUACGCGGAUAUCGCACUAAGCCUUGGAACUUAUCUCCGGGAGCAUUAUCGGCCGGGUUUAGGGUUAGUGGAUGUUUCAGAAAUGACCAUUUCGAAGCCCCUAAUCCUGAAGUCUGGGGCAACCAAGCAAUUGCUUCAGGCCCAUGCUGAUGUGGACUGGUCUUCCAAUGCAGCAACAAUGGAGUUUAUGUCUUUUGACGCAAAUCAGAAAUUACAGGGGCACGCUCGAUGCGUUGUACGCUUCAAGGACAGAGACCUCCUGCAACGCCUCCAGAGGGAUGCCACAGAUGUGAAGCAGAAGAUACAAGCCCUUCGACAAGGUAUCGUAUCCGGAGCCACAGCGCGGUUCAACCGGCCCAUGGUGUACAGGGCAAUUCGACCGCUGGCUCGGUUCCACGACGACUACCGGGCCAUCGAUGAGAUUGUCCUGAACAGCCACACGCUGGAGGCCUCAAGUCUUCUCAGUUUUGACACGGUGAAAAGGGGCGGGAACUUCCACACCCAUCCGGCUAUUAUUGAUGCACUGACGCAGUCUUGUGGAUUCGCUAUGAACUGCAAUGACAACACUGACCUCGACGUCGAAGUGUUCAUGAAUCAUGGAUGGAGUUCCUUUCAACUUUUCGAACCUGUAGACUUUGAGAAGAAGUACACUACUUACACGCGCAUGGUGGAGGGGCAAGACAAGCUGUGGCAUGGCGACGUGGUCAUUUUUGAUGGCGAUAGGCCCAUCGGAUACUUUGGACAGCUUGCCAUACAAGGCGUGCCGCGCAGAAUACUCAAGGUCAUUCUGUCUCUCGAGAGCGGGAACCGAGCAGAGAAGAGCCAACGUGCGGGCAAGAAACCAGGUGCUCCAUCGUUGAGCUUAGGGAACGACUCAGCUCAAGGCAGCCAAGCUGGAUCCAAGAUUGGACAAGCAAUGUCGAUCAUCGCCGAGGAAAGCGGGCUCGCAGUAUCGGAUCUGAAUGACGGCACCGUCUUCGCAGAUGUCGGGAUCGACUCUCUGCUGAGUCUGACCAUCACGGCUCGCUUCAAGGAAGAGCUCGACGUGGACAUGGAAUUCAGCACGUUCUUCUUCGACUAUCCCACCGUUUCCGACCUGAAGGGCUUCUUCGGUGAGCUGCAGCCCAACUCGAGUGUCUCGUCCCUCCCAAGUUCCGUUGAGACACUGCCCACGCUGAGAUCGAGCGCGACCACCGUGAGCACACCAACUACCGACGAUGACUUUCUGCCCAAGGAGAUGAAUUUUCUUCGGGCUCUCCAGAUCAUCUCCGAGGAGAGUGGUGUCGCAGUGGAGGGCCUGACGGACGAUACCAAUCUCGCGGCCUCGGGGGUGGACUCUCUCCUGUCGCUUGUCAUCAUCAGUCGGUUCCGCGAUGAGCUCGACCUCGACAUUCAGCAUGAGUCGCUUUUCAUCGAGUGUCCUACGAUAGGUGACCUUAGGCAGCUGUUGGUAAGGGAAACCACCGAUGACGGAAGCCCGCCACCGGAGAGCGCUCCUCUCCCUUCUCCUGAGCCUACAGAGUGCUCGCCAUCGCAAACCGGACGUGAUCUUGCUACCACUACGGAACGCCUGAGGGCCGUCGAUUCUUUUGUGCAGAAGUACACUGCCGGAUUCACUAUGCCCGCGCCAGCAGUAGGAUUGACUCCGUCGAGCGACGGCACGAAGACUAUUCUGGUGACCGGUGCGUCCGGGAGCCUGGGAAGCCACUUGGUCUACCAUCUCGCACAACUACCCGAUGUGAGGACGGUUGUUUGCCUGAACCGAAAGACGAGCGAAGAACCCUACACGCGCCAGUAUCACGCCAUGCGGGAAAAAGGCAUCCGGUUCCCUGAUGCUCUCAAAAGCAAACUCCUGGUGUUGCAAACAGACAGCGCUCAGCCAUAUCUGGGGCUCUCCCGCAGUGAAUACGAGGGCCUUGUAAGCUCAGUGACACACCUCAUCCACAAUGCAUGGCCCAUGAGCGCCAAGCGCCCUCUGGUGGGAUUUGAGCCGCAGUUCCAAGUCAUGCGCAACCUCAUUGACUUUGCCUGCGCGGUUAUCGCUCGGCGUCCGCACGGUUUCAAGUUCAGCUUCCAAAUGGUGUCUUCUAUUGGCGUUGUUGGCAACUACGGCCUGGCCCAGACGAACAAGACCACCGUCCCAGAGGAGCGCGUGGGCAUCGACGCCGUGCUGCCGAACGGCUACGGCGAAGCCAAAUGGGGGUGUGAGAGAAUGCUCGACGAGACGCUACAUCGGUAUCCGGACCUCUUCCGCGUGAUGGCCGUCCGGCUGGGACAGAUCGCUGGGUCCAAGACGAGCGGGUACUGGAACCCAAUGGAGCACUUUGGGUUCUUGAUCAAGUCAUCGCAGACCUUGAAUGCGUUGCCGGAUGUGCCGGGCACCGUCUACUGGACUCCUGUCAAUGAUGUUGCCGGGACAUUGACGGAUCUCGUCCUGUCGGACCGCUCCCCGUACCCUGUCUACCAUAUCGAGAACCCCGUCGGCCAGCCCUGGCGCGAAACGAACGCCAUUCUUGCCGAUGCGCUGAAUAUUCAGACAUUAAUUCCGUUUGAGGAGUGGGUGCAACGAGUGCGAGAGGCGCCGAUGCGGAAUAAUCCCGCUGCUACACUUCUAGAAUUCCUUGAUAGCAAUUACCUAAGGAUGUCUUGUGGAGGGCUCGUUCUCGAUACGAGGAAGACCCUUGAACAUUCGAAAACUCUUGCUGCCGUUGGGAAAGUGAGCGAGGAGGUGGUGAGAAAAUACAUACACAUCUGGAAGGAAAUCGGAUUCCUUAACUAA
Aspergillus pseudoviridinutans is the source of this 6750-nucleotide messenger RNA. Its product is annotated as fusarubin cluster-polyketide synthase. Lineage: Eukaryota; Fungi; Ascomycota; Eurotiomycetes; Eurotiales; Aspergillaceae. The coding region runs from base 1 to 6750 and encodes 2249 amino acids. The record is from RefSeq and is a predicted model, not a curated record. Gene Ontology annotation, molecular function: phosphopantetheine binding; 3-oxoacyl-[acyl-carrier-protein] synthase activity; fatty acid synthase activity. The transcript has 5 exons. Gene Ontology annotation, biological process: fatty acid biosynthetic process; secondary metabolite biosynthetic process.